UCACUAUAGCUUUUGUACCCAACAGUCGUGUACUAUCCUCCAAUCCACUACUCUCAUACUACCUUUUGUUGUUUCAUCUUCUCUAAUUUUCUUUAUUAUAUUAAGAAUGGAAAUGGUUGGCAAAAUGGCAUGCUUUAUGCUUUUGUGCAUCGUGGUGGUUGCACCCUCUGCAGAGGCACUUAGCUGCAGCCAGGUUACAUCUGGCUUGGCUCCUUGCCUCCCUUAUCUGCAGGGCCGCGGGCCUCUCGGAGGCUGUUGUAGUGGAGUUAAGGAUCUGCUGACUGCUACCAAGACCCCAGCAGACAGAAAGACAGCAUGUACUUGCAUGAAAUCAGCAGCUAAUUCGAUUAAGGGCAUUGAUGCAGGCAAAGCCGCUAGUAUCCCUGCUACUUGUGGUGUUAACAUCCCAUACAAGAUCAGUCCCUCCACUGACUGCUCCACGGUCCAGUAGGACUGAUGCUGAUCCCAAUCAUAAUUUGGUAUCAUGAUGAGGAGAAGAAUAAA
This is a messenger RNA of Capsicum annuum, 504 nucleotides long. RefSeq names its product non-specific lipid-transfer protein 2. The coding region runs from base 107 to 451 and encodes 114 amino acids. Gene Ontology annotation, molecular function: lipid binding. NCBI's taxonomy places the organism in Eukaryota, Viridiplantae, Streptophyta, Magnoliopsida, Solanales, Solanaceae. Gene Ontology annotation, biological process: lipid transport. The record is from RefSeq and is a predicted model, not a curated record. Gene Ontology annotation, cellular component: membrane. The transcript has 2 exons.